AUGCCAGCCAAGCUGUAUCCCGUCGCAGAAAGCGCCCAGCACGACCAGCAGCAAAUGGCCCAGAAGGAGAUGAAGUUGACGUCGUGGUUCGAUACGAGAUUGAGGUCGAGGAUGAGCAAAAAGAAGAGCGUGGAGAGCAGAAAGAAGAUGAAGAGGAGACGGGAGACCUGCACGGAUGCCGAAAGCGAUUCCAGCAGCGACGACGAGCGCGAUGUCAGCAAGCCGCUUCUCAAGCCGUCCUCCAGCCAUGAUGUGGACGACGAUUCCUCAGUCAUGAUCGACGUCAACAAGAAUGCACACUCCACAGCCGAUCUGGAGAGUGGCGACAGAUGGCCGUUUUUCCAGGUCGUCCCAUUCGCAUCAUCGCACCUCUUUGAUCUUGUCCGGCCCAACUUCACUGUAUUGGACAGAGCGAUCCGUGACGCCGCUCGGACCAAUGCCGGAUUACCUCUGACUGACGAGUAUGAUCCCAACGACGACGUCGUGAUGACAUCGGACGAGGAGGCCGAAGAUAACACCACUGGCGACCACGAUGAUGGAUCUUACGUGCUCAAGACGUCUCCGGUCAUCGACCCAAAGAGUGGAGGCACUCAGAUCCCGCACAUGGACCAAACACUCCUCAUGUCGAGAAGCUUACCUCCUCACGAUGAAUCAGACGACCUGCAGCUGGCAGCUCCAAGGAAGUCCAAUGGCAAGGAGUCAACACCUGCCGCUCGGAACUCCAAAGUCAAGAAGACUCUCCAGGGCAAGUCUCUCCUCCCGACGGCGCUCUCGAGUGAGCCAGCCUCGCAUCCUCGCUCCCUCCUCGAAACACGCUUCGACUACAUCCUCGACGACUCUGAUAUCGGAUGCUAG
This is a messenger RNA of Zymoseptoria tritici IPO323, 855 nucleotides long. RefSeq lists its product as uncharacterized. The transcript has 3 exons. The record is from RefSeq and is a predicted model, not a curated record. NCBI's taxonomy places the organism in Eukaryota, Fungi, Ascomycota, Dothideomycetes, Mycosphaerellales, Mycosphaerellaceae. The coding region runs from base 1 to 855 and encodes 284 amino acids.